Messenger RNA from Corythoichthys intestinalis (scribbled pipefish), 8454 nucleotides. RefSeq names its product mediator of RNA polymerase II transcription subunit 13-like. The record is from RefSeq and is a predicted model, not a curated record. Gene Ontology annotation, molecular function: transcription coactivator activity. Lineage: Eukaryota; Metazoa; Chordata; Actinopteri; Syngnathiformes; Syngnathidae. The transcript is spliced from 30 exons. Gene Ontology annotation, cellular component: mediator complex. Gene Ontology annotation, biological process: positive regulation of transcription by RNA polymerase II. The coding region runs from base 870 to 7169 and encodes 2099 amino acids.
UGAAGCCGGAUGACGCCCCCAUUAGCGGCAAUUGGCCAAUCAGAGCCGAGAGGCAGACUUGUCCUCCUGGCCGCCAUUAAAGAAUUCAAUCCAUGAGCUGAAAUAAUGGAAAUCUGCCGGAGCUAUGGAGCGCAAGCAGGGGGGCGCGCAAGCCGAUGAGUAGCCUCGCCGUUUCGCCCUUUUUCUUUCCCAGGCGACCGCUUUUCGGAAUCGUGCGGGGAGCAUCAUGGUGCUUAUUCGUGCAACGGGGGGCGGCGGAGCUAAUUGUUAUAUGUAGGCGAGCGUUGUGGACCUCUGGUAUGUUAGCUUGCCUGCUAACAGGCUAGCAGCAGAGACCAGGGGGAGGGGAGAGACAGACAAACAGACACACGGACGGACAGAGUUCCUCUACCUUGAAUUUGUUCCAGUUCGGCUAGAAGCCGUGAACAUUACCCCUUUCGGGGUUGAAGUUCUUUUUUUUUUUUUUUUUUUUUUUUUUUUUUUUUUUUUCUUUUUCUUUUUAAACUUUCGGGGUCCCCGUUUUCGGAGCGCCAAUAUCACUUAGUCAGCGGUACUCAAUCCGGGUCAUGAUAACUCGUGCUAUUCUCAUAUUUUCACUCAUGUAGCCCCCGAGCCAGCUCGCUCGCUGUAAACCCAGGGUACAAUAAAUUUGCAAUCGGAUUGAUGACCCGUUUCGCUCGAUGCUCGUCUUUCCGGUCGAUGCGGUCUGUAAGGUCGGCUUAGCUCGCGGGCUAGCGGAGGCUAGCGCCGGCUGGAAGUUGUCUGCCUGACGAGCACUCGGAAACACAGCGCUUCCCCGGCUUUAAGCGCUCAGAGCGGUUCUUGUGUGACACCAUGGACUUCGAGGUUCCGAGGACGCAGUGACAAGGAUGACUUCGUGCUUUGUGCCCAACGGGGCCAGUUUGGAGGACUGCCACUCCAACCUCUUCUGCCUGGCUGAUUUGACUGGGAUAAAAUGGCGACGCUUUGUGUGGGAAGGGCCCACCUCGUCGCCCAUCCUCUUCCCCGUGACCGAGGAGGACCCCAUCUUGUGCAGUUUCAGCCGGUGCAUGGCUGCCGAUGUGCUGAGCGUGUGGAGGCGGCAUCACACGCCGGGUCGCCGGGAGCUCUGGCUCUUUUGGUGGGGUGAUGACCCCAGCUUCGCCGAACUCAUCCACAACGAGCUUUCGAGCGAAGAGGUUGGCGAAUGGGAGAGUGGCCUGUCCUACGAGUGCCGCACACUCCUUUUCAAAGCCAUCCACAACCUGCUGGAGCGCUGCCUCAUGAACCGCGGCUUUGUACGCAUCGGCAAGUGGUUCGUGAAGCCCUAUCAGAAGGACGAGAAAGUCAUCAACAAAAGCGAGCACCUGUCCUGCGCGUUCACAUUCUUUGUGCACGGUGAUAGUAAUGUGUGCACCAGCGUAGAAAUUGCGCAGCACCAGCCUCUGCAGCGAUUAAGUGAAGAGCACCUGAGCCUCGCCCAGCAAAGCUCCAGCCCAUUGCAAGUCAUCUUGAGCCCCUAUGGCUUAAACGGAACUCUUACGGGCCAGGGCUUCAAGAUGUCGGACCACCCGACUCAGAAGCUCAUCGAAGAGUGGAGGCAGUUCUAUCCCAUCAGCCCCAAUCCCAAAGAGGUCCAGGAGGAAAAGAUGGAGGACGGUGAUUGGGAGGAUGACUCCUUAGCAGCAGUGGAGGUCCUCGUUGCUGGGGUGAGGAUGGUGUAUCCUUCCUGUCUGGUACUUCUACCCCUCACGGACCUCCCCACGGUCAUCCCUCAAGGCGCAUCAAACACCUCAGGAAACAUGUGCGGCACUCAGUCAGGCCAGGCCGCCCACAGAGAUCCCGCCAUGUCCUCUGUCACGCUUACGCCACCGACGUCACCAGAGGAAGCUCAGACUGACUAUCAGCCAGCACAGAGAUGGCAUAAAUUGUCUUCUGCGUCCGACGGCUACAAUUCCAACAAUACUCUUCAUGGGGGAAAAAUUCCCCGCAGGCUGGCCAGCCACAUGGUGGAGUCCGUUUGGCAGGAGUGUAACAUAAACCGCACAGGGAACAAGAGGAAGUUUACAACCUUGACCAAUGGGACAUGUGAGGAGGACGGAGGUAAAACUGCGCUGUGGGAUUUUGUUGAGCCCGUCCACCGGCCACAUUGCAAUUGUUCCAGACAUAAAAGUCAAAAGCAGCGGCCCAACAACACUUCGGGACACCCUCCGUCGUCAGGCCAGCCCACCCCACCGGCCCCUAAGCACAAGCUGGCCGAGAAGCUGGAAAAGGUCGAGAAGCAGCAGAAGAGGCCACAAACACCCUUUCACCAUCGCAACUCUGUGAGCGACGAACAGCCACUGGAGCCUCAGACUCAGAGGCUUUGUUUGCGAGCGCAGGAAGAGGGCUCAUACCCCAGCCUGCAUCAUAUGGACACCACGGCGCCCCCCAAAGCACCCACGCUCCACACCCAUGGCCCCCCGGCCGACUUAGUCGGCUCGCCGCCACCCCCGCCUCUCAGCCCACACCCUUGCGAUCAUGCUGAGGGCAACAUGACUCCAAGUGGCAUGAAGAACUCCACACCCAUUCACCAGCCUUUCUAUCCCCCUUCAGUGGAACCUUGUUUGGUGCCACAAAAGAGCUCGUCUGAGGAGCCCCCUCCUGAAAAUAUGCCCUUACCUCUGCCUUUCCCCCCACCUUUUAAUGAAACCUUGGAGCCCACUGUCUUCAUCGGUUCUGCUGUCAACCCCAAUGAAGAUUCCGGACACAACCCCUGGAAGUAUUUUAACUUGCCGAAGAAGAAGGCUGCCGUCUUUCACACGCCUCUCCUACCGAUUGACAAAGUACGAGAUGACUCUGGAAGCGCCGCUGGCGUAGAAAGCGUUGUGUCUGUUACAGAGUUGAUGGCAGGCUCCAUGAAGCCUCUGAAAGUUUCCAGGGACCUUGUGAAGACCUACGCCCAGAGGAGGAACACGUACCUCUCUUGCGCCACUGUGGACGGUGACCACAGCGAGGAGCCAGACCCUUAUGCCUUUGUCGAGGGGGACGAAGAGUUCAGUUUCACGGAAAAGAGGGACAAGUCUGGAGCUGAGAGGGACGGAUGCAAAAAACACAAGCUGGAUGAUGGUUCAGGAGCUUCAGCUGAUGAAGGACCACCAGGUAGUAAACCAGCCGCCUCAACCAGCCUCAUCCACGAGAACGAUUUGGCAGUGUCCUACAGUGAUUUGGAUAAAAUUUUCAAUUCGGAUGAAGAUGAGCUAACGCCUGGAGCCAAAAGAGCUGGAGCAGGUGUAGAUGACAAGUUACUCUCCAAAGAAACAAAACCCACCUCUUUGGACCCCUUGUCAUGUAUAAGCACGGCAGAUCUGCACAAGAUGUUUCCCACCCCUCCCUCUCUUGAGCAACAGGGUUACUCCCCCAUGAACUCAGGGAGCAAGGACAGCUUGGAAGCGGGGGCAGGUCUCACCUCACUGGAUGGGAGCCAGCUUAACAACAACUUCAAGAUGGAAGUGGAGGAGGGAUUCUGCAGCCCCAAGCCCUCUGAAGUAAAGGACUUUUCCUUCGUGUACAAGCCAGAGACAAGUCAGCCGUUCAUCGGUUGCUCCAUGUACGCCCCCCUGAAGACUCUGCCCAGUCAGUAUCUGUUGCCGAUCAAACUGCCGGAGCACAAAUGUGUGUAUAUGCGCAACUGGAACAUUGGCAAAAUGGAGCUGAUGCCACCGGUGGCGACUAAAGAUGGUAACAUCCCAAGUGUGGAGCCUGAGGACAUCCAAAGCCACACCCCUCAGACCCACACACCUGUGAUGUCCAGCAGCGCUCCUCCCAGCAACAGCGGCACGGGCAUCCUCCCUUCCCCGGCCACACCCCGCUUUUCUGUACCCACACCUCGCACUCCGCGAACGCCCCGGACACCCCGCGGACCCUCCAGCGUCCAGGGCUCGCUCAAGUAUGACAACUCGGACCUCUACUCCCCCGCCUCCACUUCUUCCACCUGCCGGCCACUCAGCUCCGUGGAGCCGGCCACUGUUCCCUCCAUACCGGAGGCCCAUAGCCUUUACGUCACGCUCAUCCUCUCAGAGUCUGUUAUGAACCUCUUCAAAGACUGCAACUUUGACAGCUGCUGCGUGUGUGUCUGCAACAUGAACAUCCGCGGGGCUGACGUGGGCGUGUACCUGAAGGAUAACGGGGAGGCCCAGUACCCGUGCACGUGCGGCUUCAGCGCCGUAGCAAAUCGCCGCUUUGGCCAGUCAGCCGGGCUCUUUCUGGAGGACGAGCUGGACGUGGUCGGGCGUGGCUCGGACGCCAGUCGCGACACGGAGCGCUGCUUCGAAGAGCAGCGGGCAUCUGCGAAACACAAGUCCUGCAGUCUGAAGGAGAAACCACCGGAUGAGCUCAUUCUACUGUUACAGGACCAGUGCACCAACCCGUUUGCCCCGAUGGCGGGCGUGGAGUACCCCAAAUUGAGCUCUGCCCCCAGCUCUUUUGUAAGGGUGGAGGAGAGAGACUGUUAUAAUGACUGCUACAUGGCACUGGAGCACGGCAGGCAAUUCAUGGAUAACAUGUCAGGAGGCAAAGUGGAUGAAACACUAGUGAAAAGCACCUGUCUUCAUCAGUGGCCAAAAUGCAAAUCAGCGGAUAUGAACAAGCUGUUCUCUCAGGAUGUACUGCGGGUGCUGUUGUCCCUUCAGCCUGUCUUGCAGGAUGCCAUUCAAAAGAAGAGGAGUGUGCGUUCGUGGGGGGUGCAGGGACCCCUGACCUGGCAGCAAUUCCACAAGAUGGCCGGGAGAGGGUCUUAUGGUACAGAUGAGUCUCCUGAGCCACUGCCUAUCCCUACAUUUCUGGUGGGCUAUGAGUACGAUUUUGUGGUACUGUCCCCAUUUGGCUUGCCCUACUGGGAAAAGCUCCUCCUGGACCCCUUUGGCUCCCAGAGGAAUGUCGGGUUUGUUGUCAUCUGCCCAGAAAGUGAAACGCUCAUCAACCGCGCUAAAACCUUCUUCAAAGAUUUGAGCGCCAUGUAUGAGGCUUGUCAGCUGGGGCAGCACAGACCCAUCUGCAAAAGCUACACCGACGGCAUCCUGAAGGUGGGCAGCACGGAAGGCAGGAGCAUGGCCGAGCAGCCUCUGAGUGACUGGUUCCUCAAGAUGGCCGCCAGAGACGCCAACAACGAGGCCUUUAUUAAACUUAGACUCUUUGCUCAAGUUUGCCGCUACGAUCUAGCUCCCUACUUGUCACAGCAAUCUCUGGACAGCUCGCUCCUCUCACAGCGCAACCCAGGUUCAACAUCUUCACAGAACUCUGCCUCUUCCAGCACCACUUCAGGACACCCGAGCACCACCAUCAACAGCACUGCUCAGCCGCCCAAUCCCCCUGGCCCCCAGGCCAUGGCCGGGUUGGUGACGUCCAAGCCGGGGGCCUACCCCCAGUUUGGUGCCGGUGGGUUGCAGGGUAGCGCGGUGCAUAAUGGCCCCCAGUCGAACCAGCAAGGCCAGAAUGCAGAAAAUGCUGCUGCUGCUGCUGCUGCUGCUCAGAGCUCGACUGAGGCACCAGAGAGCACAAUGGACAGAGACAAAGUGGGCAAGCCAACAGACGGCGAGUCCCAUGCCAUCUCCUACCCGCCUGCCAUCGUAGUGUACAUCGUGGACCCGUUCAGCUACACGGAAGUCGACCGCGAGGUCAACUCUAGCGCCUACACGUUAGGCCUCUUGCGCUGCUACAUGGAGAUGCUUCAGUUCCUUCCCGCUCGCAUCAGAAACGCCGUCUCGGUGCAGAUCGUUCCAUGCCAGUACCUCCUGCAGCCAGUACACAGUGGUGAGCGGCACCUGUAUGGCCAGCACCUCAAAUCGCUCGCCUUCUCUGUCUUCACGCAAUGUCGGCGGCCCCUGCCCAACUCCACCAACUUUAAGGCUCUGACAGGCUUUGGUCCUGGCCUUGCCAUCGAUAUGGCGCUCAAGAACCCGGAGAGGCCAGAGUGUCUCCGUCUGUACACCCCUCCCUUUAUUCUGGCGCCGGUGAAGGACAAGCAGACUGAGUUAGGCGAGACGUUUGGGGAGGCGUCGCAAAAGUACAACAUCCUCUUUGUGGGCUACUGCCUGUCUCACGACCAGCGCUGGCUGCUGGCCUCCUGCACAGAUCAGCACGGCGAGCUGCUGGAGAGCUGCAUUAUCAGCAUCGACGUGCCCAACAGGGCUCGCAGGAAAAUGGGCUCCGCCCGGCAACUGGGUCUACAAAAGCUUUGGGAUUGGUGUCUGGGCCUGGUGCAGGUGACGUCCCUGCCAUGGAGGGUCGUAAUUGGUCGCCUGGGGAGGAUGGGUCACGGUGAACUGAGAGAUUGGAGUAUUCUGCUGAGCAGAAGGAACCUUCAGUCCCUCAGCAAGCGUCUCAAGGAGACGUGCCGCAUGUGCGGCAUCUCUGCCGCAGACACUCCUAGCAUCCUUAGCGCCUGCUUGGUCGCCAUGGAGCCCCAGGGCUCCUUCGUAGUCAUGCCAGAUUCGGUGUCGACGGGCUCCGUAUUUGGCCGCAGCACUACGCUCAACAUGCAGACAUCCCAGCUGAGCACGCCGCAGGACACGUCGUGCACGCACAUUCUAGUGUUCCCCACCUCUGCUAUGGUGCAAGUCAACACCAACACGUCAGAACCCAUUGACAUCAACUUCAACCCGAUCAACCCAGAUGGCUCUGACGGAAUGAAUAUCCUGGACUUGUUCGACAAUGUGGACCCGGACAUCAUCAGUAUCCUGCCUAACUUGCCCACCACCUCCCCUGUUCACUCGCCUGGCUCGCACUACCACCAAGGCGGCGACGGGAUCAAGGGUCAGAGCACGGAUCGCAUGGAGUCACACGAGGAGGCAUUGAACAUCCUGCAGCAGCCGAUGGCGCUAGGCUACUUUGUGUCCACCGCCAAGGCCGGCCCGCUUCCAGACUGGUUCUGGUCAGCCUGUCCUCAAGCUCAGAACCAGUGUCCUCUCUUCCUCAAGGCUUCUCUGCACCUGCACGUGUCGUCUGUCCAGUCCGACGAGCUUCUGCACAGUAGACACUCCCACCCCCUCGACUCCAACCACACCUCCGAUGUCCUCAGAUUUGUCCUGGAGCAGUACAACGCCCUCUCCUGGCUGACGUGCGACCCUGCAACCCAGGAUCGCCGCUCCUGUCUGCCCGUUCACUUCGUGGUGCUGACGCAAAUGUACAACUUCAUCAUGAACAUGCUCUGAUGUCGAUGAGGACUUCGUGCUCUCCCGCCAGCUUCCAAUCAGAUGCCAAGAAUCCAUUUUUGGAUGAUCAAGGGAGGUUUCGUAGGGACGUGUUUUUCAAUGACUGUAGAUCGCAAUCGAUGAAAUUUUAUCCUAAUGAAAUGCCUGCAUAUAUUAUUUAUUGUAAGUUUUUAAAUGUGGAAUUUUUAACGCUUAAUAUCUUUUAUAUAUUACAAAUCUUAGCGGGUGUGUACAUCUCGGUGUAAAGAAAGUGGCUUUGGAAUAAGCGAUGAACUCUUUGCUGUAGAUGGCUUUUAGAAUCUUAUUUUUUCAAAGAAGGGUACACGCCUUUUUAUCGCCACGCUGUAAACAUGAAGUGGACGCCCGGCUUGGCCGCGCCCCUCCACGCGGCGAGCGUCCUGGUAGCGUCUCGUCUCGCCCGCCAUUUGGGGCUCUAGACGCUCUCGCACACUUUAAACUCAAUGAGCUCUGAAGAGGAAUUCAAAAGGUACAUUGUCAGAUGAUAUAUUUUAUAUAACAGAUUUAGGUAAUCUUUUGUGUGUGUGCGUGUGUGUAUAUGUGUACAUAUAAUUGUGUGCCGCUACUGAUGGUGCAGCUUCUGUUUUAGGAAUAAAGUGCGUCUACAUGAUACCAACUCCUUAUGCAUGAGUUUUUUCAGGAUCAUUCAAGCAGGGGUGUCCAAACUUUUUUCUCCAAAAGCCGCUUUCAGAAAAAUCAGAGGAGGGAAGGGCCAACUGAAAAUUCCUCCAAUUUCAUUUGUUAAGGUAAAAUCGGGUGAAAACAGUCUGGGUUCAUGUGUGCUUACGUUGUCUAACACUUAAAGAGGAGUGAAGAAUUUUUUACAUUAGGCUUAAUCUUUUGAGUUAGUGGGUGUUUGAUUGGUCGGUGGAGUUGAUUUCAACUAAUUCCGUGCAGUUAUUUGUUAGUUUCAGGGCUUCAGAGUGGCUAAGCUAGCACGAGUCAAUGGUCCCAUCUUGGCAUGCCAAUAGAAAACAGCAUAUGCACGCAUGAAACUCACCGAUGACCUGUGCAAUCGAUAGUGUUUGCUAUGUUUUCAGGAUAAAGUUAUUCAAAGUUAGCAUUGCAUAUCAAUAAAUGUAGUAGGAACAGCAACAUUUGUAAUCCAGCAGCUCUGCAGGGAACAGGCUGCAGAGCGGAGAUUUUUUUCACCGGUCUCCAAUUCCUUCCUACUUGCCGAAACGUCCCACAAUGCUCAGCGCGUUUGCACAAGCAAAUACACCAAUGCGCACAUCUGUUAAAAGUGGCAAGUACUCACUAUUUUUGU